Molecule: messenger RNA, 1214 nt
Organism: Kogia breviceps (pygmy sperm whale)
Lineage: Eukaryota; Metazoa; Chordata; Mammalia; Artiodactyla; Physeteridae
Gene: DUSP19
Product: dual specificity phosphatase 19
Biological process (GO): regulation of MAP kinase activity; protein dephosphorylation
Cellular component (GO): cytoplasm
Molecular function (GO): JUN kinase phosphatase activity
Source: RefSeq, a predicted model, not a curated record
CUCGUGACUCCCAGCGUGUGGCUGAUACACUUACCUGCAGGACAGUGAACCAGUGAGGCUGCAUUUGUUACUUGAACAUUAAGGGACUAGCAGUUCGGUCCUUCACUGUGCUGGCUGGAUUUGCUUGUGUUUGUUCUUAGCCACUGCUCAUGUAAUGCACUCCCUUAACCAGGAAAUUAAGGCAUUCUCCCGGAAUAAUCUCAGGAAGCAAUGCACCAGGGUGACAACGCUAACUGGAAAGAAAAUUAUAGAAACAUGGAAAGAUGCCAGAAUUCAUGUUGUGGAAGAAGUAGAGCCGAGCAGUGGGGAAGGUUGUGGUUAUGUGCAGGACCUUAGCUUGGACCUGCAAGUUGGUGUUAUUAAGCCAUGGUUGCUCCUGGGGUCACAAGAUGCUGCUCAUGAUUUGGAUACACUGAAAAAGCACAAGGUGACUCAUAUUCUCAAUGUUGCAUAUGGAGUUGAAAAUGCUUUCCUCAGUGACUUUGUAUAUAAGAGUAUUUCUAUAUUGGAUCUACCUGAGACCAAUAUCCUGUCUUAUUUUCCAGAAUGUUUUGAAUUUAUUGAACAAGCAAAAAUGAAGGAUGGAGUGGUUCUUGUUCACUGUAAUGCAGGAGUUUCCAGGGCUGCUGCAAUUAUAAUAGGCUUCCUAAUGAAUUCUGAAGAAAUCUCAUUUACCAGUGCUUUUUCUUUGGUGAAAAAUGCAAGACCUUCCAUAUGUCCAAAUGCUGGUUUUGUGGAGCAGCUUCGUACAUAUCAAGAGGGCAAAGAAAGCAAUAAGUGUGACAAAAUACAGGAAUUAGAAGAAACAACAGUUCCUGAGUUACAUUCUAGCUGAUGAUGGACAACUGUAAUUUCUGAGUUGGUCUCUAGAGCCACCUUUCCCCUUUUUGAGAGUAAACUAUUAGAAACUUCCUUUUCUCAUGCUUUUUUCAAGUGGAAAUAGAGGUCAACUGAUUGUCCUAAGUUAGGGUAUAAAUAAAUUUUUUAAAUUAUAUCAUGUUUUCUUUAGUAUUAUAAUGUGUGAUUAAAUGCUUCUUUGAUUUGCUAAGGGAAAAUAACAGUGUAUUACCAAUAAUUGAUUUCUGUAGAAAGAAAAGGUUUAAAUUUAAAAUCUAUAUUAAAGCAUGAAAGAUUAAAUUAGUUGAUUAAAACUUUUGGUAGUUUUCUAUUCCAGCAACUGUUUCCAUGAAGGAAAAUCUUUAAGUGUACUUGAC